AUGAGUGAAGAAAUCAGACUCAACGACUCCAAGUUGGGGACCCAGGAGUACUGGAACAACUUCUACAAGAGAGAAAUUGAGAACUUCAUCGACAACGAAAACGAUACUGGAGAGUGCUGGUUUGACGACUCCGAUGCAGAACGCAAGGUAGUGGAGUUCUUCUGUGAUGUUCUCCAAGAUGGAGACAUCGAUAAUAAUUUGAAAGUGGUUGAUCUCGGCACUGGAAAUGGUCACUUCCUCUUUGAACUUCUCGAUACCGUCAGCGAAGAGGUCCCUGAGGCUCAACUAGAAUACCACGGUAUCGACUACUCACCUGAGUCGAUUGAGUUUGCUAAGCAGAUUUCUAUUAGGAAGUAUCCUGACGAAAAGUUCAUUUUCGAAGAGGUUGACUUCAUCAAUAAGGAAUGUAGCUACUUGGUUGAUAACGAAGCGAAAUUCGAUAUAAUUUUUGACAAGGGAACGCUUGACGCCAUUGCAUUGAACAACGACCCUGUAGAAGGUUUUGGCACAAAGAUCGGUACGGAAGUGUACCCUUUCCAGGUGUCUAAGUUGAUGCAUAAGGACUCGCUUCUUAUCAUCACCUCGUGCAACUUUACCGAAGAAGAGCUCAUUAAGGUGAUCACCGGAGACGGAUCCAACAGACUUUCCGUGUGGAAGAAAAUCGAUUACCCUUCGUUCCAGUUUGGCGGUGUCAAGGGAUCUACCAUUUGUAGCAUAGCAUUUCGUAAAGAUUAG
Sungouiella intermedia is the source of this 735-nucleotide messenger RNA. Lineage: Eukaryota; Fungi; Ascomycota; Pichiomycetes; Serinales; Metschnikowiaceae. The record is from the annotation of a GenBank genome assembly.